AUGUUGGCACAAAGCCUUCUUGUGCCCGCACUGCUGUUGUCAGUAGUGGGAGCUGUCCAAGACACUGUGGACGUUGGAUACUCCAUCUACAAGGGACAGGCACUCCCGAAUGGCGUGAGUCAAUGGCUGGGCAUUCGGUACGCUGCACCGCCGCUGGGUGAGCUGCGUUUUGCGCCUCCUCAAGAGCCUCUCCGUACGCCAGGCGUACAAGAUGCGACCAUUCAUGGGAAGUACUGCCUUGGGACGGGUCGUUCGCCUACCGACAAGUCGACGUCGGAAGACUGCCUGUUCUUAGAUGUGCAAGCCCCGACAAAGGCCACGGUGCACUCCAAGCUCCCCGUCUUCCUCUACAUCCAGGGCGGUGGUUUCAACCUCAACUCGAACCCCAACACCAAUGCCUCCGGCCUCAUCAUCAACAGUGGCUACGACAUUGUGGUUGUGAGCCUCAACUACCGCGUUGGCCCUUACGGCUUCAUGACGGACAGUGAUAAGAUUGUGCCCAACAAUGGCCUCCGCGACCAGCGCAAGGUGCUUGAAUGGGUGCAGAAGCACAUUUCCCAGUUUGGAGGCGACCCUAACCACAUUACUCUCGGAGGAAGCAGUGCUGGUGCAGCGAGUGUGACAUAUCACCUUACAGCCAAUAACGGCACCAAUCGAGGUCUGUUCCAUGCUGCAAUCGCCGAGUCUCCCUCAUUUGCAACGACUCUUUCGGUGGCUCAGUCGCAAUACAUGUACACCCAGUUUGCAACGCGUGUGGGCUGCGUUGGGAAAGACAGCCUCGCUUGCAUGCGCAAGAAAACGGCGGUAGAGCUUCAGACGAGCAACUUCAACAUCCCUCUCCCAGGGGCGUCGAAGCCGCCCAACUACAUGUGGCUGCCUACCCUCGACAACGAGUUCGUGCAGGACUACACGUACAGAGUCUUUCAGCAGGGCAAAUUCAUCAGGGUGCCCACCGUCUACGGCGACGACAGCAACGGAGGGACCAAGUUUGCUCCCAAGGACACCGCCACGCUUCAGGAGAGCAACGGCUACGUGCUGGACCAGUAUCCCGUGCUCACGCUGGAGAUGCUCGGCGAGAUCAACGAGCUGUAUCCCAACCCCAACACGAGCUGCCCUGCUGUUGGCUGCUACUGGCGACAUGCUAGCAAUGUAUACCAGGAGGCGCGCUACAUGUGUCCCGGCAUGUACAUCAGCUCUGUCGUGGCGAAGCACGGCAAGGACGCCUGGGUCUAUCGAUGGAACGUCGAGGACCCCGAGCAGAUGGCCUCUGGGCUGGGCGUUCCUCACACGGUCGAGCUCAACGCCCUCUGGGGCGCGGACUAUGUCGACGAUGCGCCGGCGAGUUACCAGGAUGGGCAGGUCAAUGCGGCUGCUUCGCCCACGAUGCAGCACUACUGGCUCAACUUUAUCAAGUACUACGAUCCUAAUGGGAGGAACGCCUAUGAUGGCAGCAGGUAUCCCCAGUGGAAGAAAUGGGGGGAGGGAGCGCAGAGUCGACUCACGUUUCAGACGGGAGGCAAGGCGGAGAUGAUUCCGGUUGACUCGGGCUUGAGGCAGCGGUGCGACUUUUGGACGAGGAACGGCGUUGCCUUGACGAUGUGA
Messenger RNA from Trichoderma reesei QM6a, 1602 nucleotides. RefSeq lists its product as uncharacterized. The record is from RefSeq and is a predicted model, not a curated record. The coding region runs from base 1 to 1602 and encodes 533 amino acids. Lineage: Eukaryota; Fungi; Ascomycota; Sordariomycetes; Hypocreales; Hypocreaceae. The transcript has 2 exons.